AUUGAUAAUCUGACUCCCAAAGUAUUGACCUUCAUCAUUACCCUGGUUGGGCUGAUUGGAAAUGCAUCUGUCAUCUGGUUUUUGGGUUUCUGCAUGCACAGAAAUACAUUUUACACCUACAUCCUAAACCUAGCUGUGGCUGACUUCCUCUAUCUCUGCUUCCAUAUCGCUGAUGUCAUACAUACAGAAGUCAUCAGAAUCUUCCUUCACAUUUCCAUCCGUAUACAUAUCAUCAUACAAACUGGGACAAACAUUUUCUACAUUGCAGGGCUGAGCAUGCUGAGCGCUAUUAGUACUGAGCGCUGCCUGUCAGUCCUAUGGCCCAUUUGGUACCACUGCCAUCGCCCAAGACACCCAUCAGCUGUCAUAUAUGCCUUGCUUUGGGCCCUGUCCAUGUUUCUGAGCAUCCUAGAAGCAGUUGUUUGUUUAUAUCUUCCUACAAAUCUAGUUCUUUGUGAAAAAGUUGCAUUUACUAUAGCUGCAUGGCUUGUUCUUUUAUUUGUGGUUCUCUCAGUGUCUAGCCUGGCCCUGCUGGGUAGCAUGCUCUGUGGAUCCCAGAAGGAGCCUAUUAACAGGCUCAGUGUUACCAUUAUGCUCACAGUAUUGGUUUUCCUCUUAUGUGGUCUGCCCUUUGGUGUCUUCUUUUUCCUGUAUUACAGGAUUGACUAUAGUUACCAUGUACAUUAUUGCCUUUAUAUGGUUUCAAGUAUUUUGUCCUGUGUUAACAGCUCUGCCAAUCCCAUCAUUUACUUCUUUGUUGGCUCCUAUCGGCAGCGGGUUCAGAGGUGGAACCUAAAGCUGGUGCUUGAGAGGGCUCUGCAGGACACUCCUGAUGAGGGUGAAUGUGGAGGCAGCCUUUCCCAGGGAACCCUGGAGAUGUCAGGCAGCAGAGUGGAACAGGGAUGA
This is a messenger RNA of Ictidomys tridecemlineatus (thirteen-lined ground squirrel), 906 nucleotides long. Its product is annotated as mas-related G-protein coupled receptor member X3. Gene Ontology annotation, biological process: G protein-coupled receptor signaling pathway. Gene Ontology annotation, cellular component: plasma membrane. NCBI's taxonomy places the organism in Eukaryota, Metazoa, Chordata, Mammalia, Rodentia, Sciuridae. Gene Ontology annotation, molecular function: G protein-coupled receptor activity. The record is from RefSeq and is a predicted model, not a curated record.